AGCCCCCGUGAAAAUACCCCGGCAGAGGAGGAGACAGAGGAACCGCUGUCUUAUAAAUAUUGUGUCCGAGCGCGGGCCACCAAUUGCAGCUGUCGCGUUAGACGGGAGUAUAUUCUUUUGAGCGAAAAAUAAGGAUUCCUUCAAGACAAAAUUUGUUAACGGGUGAGAGAUUUGGCUGAAAUGGUGGGUCCACGCAUCCUAUUUUGUUGCAUUUUACUUCUGUUCCAGUGUUGUCAACACGUCUCAAGCAUCACCUGCAACCCUGUCUCUGAAUACGCAAAAUUUGGCAAGUGCUGCCGUUUGUGUCCGCCUGGCACGUACAUGAGCAGCGAAUGCAGCGAGAAAAAUGACUCGAAAUGUCAGCCUUGUGGCCCUGAUCGUUAUCAGUCAGAUUGGAACAAACUGGAACAUUGCCAUCUGCAGAAAGUCUGUAACAAUAAUGGAGGAUUUGUGGUAGAAAAGGCUGGUACCAGUACCAGUGACACAAUCUGUCAGUGCCAGGUUGGGAAGCACUGUCUCAAUAAGGACUGUGAGAUCUGUGAAGGGAACAGCGUCUGUGAACCUGGGUACGGAGUUGUGUACAAAGAACAAGGUGGGAAUUUCACAGUACCCGUGUGUGAGAUAUGUGAGGCUGGAUACUACUCAAAUGUAUCUUCCAACCUGGAAGCCUGUAGGAAAUGGAGCGAUUGUGGAUCCCUCCAGAUGUUGGUGAAUGGGACAACAACAAAGGAUGUGGAAUGUGGGACACCGGAACCUCCAUCCAAGGUGGGAUUGGUUGUGGUCAUCGUACUCCUUAGCGCAGUACUUACUGUCAUCUUGUUAUCCUUCUUCAUCUACUCAGGAUAUAAUCAAGAGAAUCGGACUAAGGCAUGGAUUACCUUUACCAGGCUGCUGAAAUGCGCAGAGACCACUAAAAAGCCAAUCCAGGAGCUGACCGAGAACGGGAGGAUAUUGGCCACAGCUGGAGAUGAAGACAAGAGCCCGGAGAUGAUGACUGAGCUUCUGCCCGUGUAAAUGGCUGGAGGAUUAAGGGCAGCAGUAGGCAGUGAACAUUGCAAUGACGCUGACGCCUUAGUGUUUGCUGCCAUUUCUCCCGACUCCGGCAACAGUCUGCUCUGGCCUUUGAACCGAGUUGACCUCCAGCUGUGAACUUAUUAAUCCUGACAUUUUAAUGCUGGUGUGGAACAGCUGCCACAGUCAGCCUCACCUUUCUGUGCUGCAUCUGGCCGUGGUGCGGUGGCAGUGAAUGAUUGAAUCAGUGUGUGCGGUGACAGAGCACAUACACAGCUGCUUGAAUUGCAGCACACAGAUUUAUUUCUACCUUCACGUGGAGACAAAAACUUUUCAGAUCCAAGACGUUGCAACUGGUUCACUGCAGAGGAACAUUCCUUUCUACCAUUCCUCCAAAUGCGCUGCUUCAAGGCAAAUAAGUAUCUGUGGAUGUAAGAGCAGUUGAAUUACUUCUGUGGAGCUUGCCUGUGUAAAUAAUCUAUUGGGAACAUAAUUGGACAUGCAGGCCAUUUCCUUCCUUGCCCUCACUCUCUCCCCUCUUCCACUGUCGCCCCACUGUCCCUGGUCACUGUAUUCUCCUGCUGGCCUAUGUAUAUUGUUAUAAAUGUACAGUUAUA
This is a messenger RNA of Pristis pectinata (smalltooth sawfish), 1628 nucleotides long. RefSeq names its product tumor necrosis factor receptor superfamily member 5-like. NCBI's taxonomy places the organism in Eukaryota, Metazoa, Chordata, Chondrichthyes, Rhinopristiformes, Pristidae. Gene Ontology annotation, cellular component: CD40 receptor complex; external side of plasma membrane. The transcript is spliced from 9 exons. Gene Ontology annotation, biological process: TRIF-dependent toll-like receptor signaling pathway; positive regulation of blood vessel endothelial cell migration; positive regulation of isotype switching to IgG isotypes. The record is from RefSeq and is a predicted model, not a curated record. Gene Ontology annotation, molecular function: protein binding; antigen binding. Bases 181 to 1014 code for a protein of 277 amino acids.